Messenger RNA from Microsporum canis CBS 113480, 321 nucleotides. RefSeq lists its product as uncharacterized. The record is from RefSeq and is a predicted model, not a curated record. The coding region runs from base 1 to 321 and encodes 106 amino acids. NCBI's taxonomy places the organism in Eukaryota, Fungi, Ascomycota, Eurotiomycetes, Onygenales, Arthrodermataceae. The transcript has 4 exons.
AUGGCGUUAUCAGUUCGGAGACGAGACGAAAUAAAGGAGGCAAGCUAUCGAGUUGAAGAGUUACGCACUCCUUUCACCAAAUCAGAUCUCGUAUCAACAGUACAAUUCUAUGAGACUUGGGGCGUUCGUGGUGGUGGUUUCGGAUGGUCUUCGAGAUGGAGAGACGAAGAGAAACAGGCACGAAAACAGUGUUUCAACAGAGAAAUAUCGGCUGGGAGAUUGUGGCAGAUAUUAUACUUUGAGAACAUGGCCUCUAAGGUCCUUUUACUGCGUAUCUCAGCUAUGGGAAGCCAGCGAACCUUGAGCCUGAAUCAAAUCUAG